GAUUAAUGACAGUAAAGUUGACAAUUGUAUUAUAUUAUAUUAGUUGUAUUAAGUAAAUUUAGGUUUAUUUGAAUAAAUUACACAUAUAUUCAGCUUAUAAAAGAGAUGUCAAAUAACAUCAUCUCUUUUUUAGAGAUGGCAAGCUGAACAAAGUUGUUAACACAAGACUAACAACACAUAACACAACAUUCAUAACAUGUCACUAGUAAAUCCUAAAUGGAAGCUGAUGGCAGCAUCAACACUGAUAGGCCUAUUGUGUUGUCUCUGUUGCUCCCCGCUGGUGUAUGAUGAAACACUGUGGAGAAAAUAUUCAGUGUCUUGCAUUUUAAUAGGGAUGCACAGUGUUGCUUUACUUUCAUAUCACUCUGAAAUCUGACAUUUUUAAUGUUCUGCUGCAAAAGUAUUAAAAAAAACGUUCUAAUUGGAAAUUCUAUUUUUUCUCAUGAAAAAUGAGAAGGGAAAAAGUUAGUUGUAAGGUCUCUUAAUUUGUAUUGAUAUGUUUGUCAUUAACAAAGGCAGUUAUUUAUGCAGAGUGAUGUUUUACUCUCUUUCUUUGUGUGUGAAAGUUCCUUUUUAACCUGCACUGACUCCUCCUCGUCUGCCCCACCACUGAAUAGAGCCUUUGUGGGGGCUUUGCAGCAUUCCACGGGAAUUCUUGCAGGUUAGGGUACGCAAACUAUUUCACACUGAAAUGACUGCUGCAGGUUAACAUUUACAGCUAGUGUUAGGGGUGUCCAGUGCUGAGCUAACAUUACCUAGCUAACAAGGACUUGCUGCAACUUCCAGGGUGUGAUAACAAGAGCAGACACAGUGGAAAGGAAGGAUCCCAUUGUUUCUAUCCAGCAUGUUGCAGACAGUCAGUGAGUGGCUGUGGUGGGAGUGUCUGUGGCUGCCAGCAAAUGUCUCCUGGUCCAAUCUGGAGGACAGUGAUGGCCGUGUCUAUGCUAAAGCCUCUCAUCUCUACACUGCUCUGCCCUGCGCCCUUGGCCUGCUCCUCGUCAGAUACUUGUUUGAAAGGUUCCUGGCCACACCACUGGCUAAUGUUUGGGGAGUCAGGAACAGUGUACGUCUCACAGCAGAACCAAGCCCCAUCCUAGAAAACUACUUCUGCAGCCAAGCACGGGCUCCAUCACAGGCUGAUGUGAGGUAUUUGUGUAAGAAGACCAGCUGGCCAGAAAAGAGAGUUCAAGUGUGGUUCAAGAGGAGGAGGAAUCAGGAGCGUCCAGGGCUUCGCAAGAGGUUCUGCGAGGCCAGUUGGAGAUGUGUGUUUUAUUUCUUUGCAUUUGCCUGUGGAGUCCUAGCUCUCUAUGAUAAACCUUGGCUUUAUAAUAUGAAGGAGGUUUGGGCAGGCUUCCCUAAACAGUCCAUGCUGCCAUCUCAGUACUGGUAUUAUCUCUUGGAAAUGGGCUUCUACCUUUCUCUGCUCCUCAGCCUCACAUUUGAUGUAAAACGGAAGGACUUCAAAGAGCAGGUGAUUCAUCACAUAGCCACACUGACUCUUCUAAGUUUCUCCUGGAUUUCAAACUACAUCCGUAUCGGAACCCUUGUGAUGGCAGUCCAUGACUCCGCUGACAUACUGCUAGAGGGUGCAAAGGUAUUCAACUACGCAAAGUGGCACCAGACUGCUAAAGUCAUGUUUGUGGUGUUUACAGUUCUCUUUAUGGUGACAAGACUUGUCAUUUUUCCUUUCUGGUUGAUUCACUGUACAUGGGUGUACCCAGUGGAGAAGUUUGCUCCCUUCUUUGGCUACUACUUCUUCAAUGUGAUGUUAUUGGUUCUUCAGAUGCUCCACCUCUACUGGGCUGUUCUUAUAUCACGAAUGGUUUGCAAGGUUAUCUUCAGCAAGCUGGAAGGCGACGACCGGAGCGAUGAAGAGGAAAAUGACAGUGACUCACCAGAGGAAGGUUACCACAAAUGGAGUCAAACAAACAGCUCUGGAGCCAGAGGAAGGGCCAGUGGCCACUGACACAUAGACAGAAACAGAGACACAGUAACACAUUCAGCCUCAAUUUCUGAAUCUCAUUACAUUAAAAAAAAAAAAAAAAAAAAA
Messenger RNA from Etheostoma spectabile (orangethroat darter), 2050 nucleotides. It is a transcript of the gene cers3b, whose product is annotated as ceramide synthase 3b. The transcript is spliced from 11 exons. Gene Ontology annotation, cellular component: membrane. Gene Ontology annotation, biological process: ceramide biosynthetic process. Gene Ontology annotation, molecular function: DNA binding; sphingosine N-acyltransferase activity. Lineage: Eukaryota; Metazoa; Chordata; Actinopteri; Perciformes; Percidae. The record is from RefSeq and is a predicted model, not a curated record. Bases 845 to 1966 code for a protein of 373 amino acids.